Messenger RNA from Etheostoma cragini (Arkansas darter), 3382 nucleotides. It is a transcript of the gene ryk, whose product is annotated as receptor like tyrosine kinase. Bases 489 to 2363 code for a protein of 624 amino acids. Gene Ontology annotation, molecular function: protein kinase activity; ATP binding. Gene Ontology annotation, cellular component: signaling receptor complex. The record is from RefSeq and is a predicted model, not a curated record. Gene Ontology annotation, biological process: cell surface receptor protein tyrosine kinase signaling pathway; axonogenesis; positive regulation of kinase activity. Lineage: Eukaryota; Metazoa; Chordata; Actinopteri; Perciformes; Percidae. The transcript is spliced from 16 exons.
CUGAGUGCCCCCGCGGCCCCCCUUCCUGCUCCGGGUGAAAACUGAGAUUGUGACGAGAAGCAACCAUGGAGGGAGAACGCUGGAUGUAUUAGCUAGUAUGCUACUUUAGGGCAUUUUUUCAUUCUUUCGUUUUUUCCUGCACACAACAAAGCGCCUCAUUGUGCUGAUAUCCGUUUUGUACUUUAUGUGCUGAGAAAACGUCGUAAACUUCUACAUUGAAACAUAUAAAGACAGUCUGACCGCGUACAGUUAACUAGCACAACCCGACAAAAGUUAGCCUGCUCCGGCUAACUUAGCCUGUCUCAGCUAGCAAGAGAGGACAAAAACAGGCUUGUGGAUAAGGAGUUAGGGUUGAGAAGUGGCGCUGCGGCGUAAAGUAACUAGUAAUGCUGCCUCCCGGGAUUAACUUCAGAUACGGAUGAGAAAGAAAUCGGCAAUUGGGGAACACCGAGGCGAGAACAACUGCAAGGAGCCAGUGAACCACUGAGAUGUUGGGGUUGAUUCACGGCUCUGGCACCCCGCCUGAGUCCCGAGGUUGGCCACACUCUGUGCUGUGGAGGCUCGGGGGCUUCUUGUUCCUCCUGCUGCUGGAUGGAGCAGGCUGCCUCGCCAACCCGAGCAGCACUAAUGGCGUCAGCAGCCAGCCCAGUGUCAACAUAUACAUGAGUGUUGACGAGGUGAAGAAGCUGUUGGGCCUAGACGCAGAGCUCUACUAUGUGCGAGACGAUGUGGUGAAUGAAUAUGCUCUCUCCUUCACCCUGCCUGUGCCCAGUGAGACCAGCAGCCUUCACUUCUCAUGGCAUUCCAAGACAAAGGUUGACUACCGGCUUGGUUUCCUUAUGGACAACCCUGUUGCCAUGAACCAACCACGGAGCAACAUCUCUAGUCAGGGGGAGGUGCCCCAUGUUCCCUCAGUCUUUAGAGUGGACCUCUUCUGUUCCGGCAAGGUAGAUGGAGAAGCGGUUUUAACAGUGCAGCUCAAUCUGACCGUCCAUGCCAACAACUACACAGUGCUCAACUUUAAGAGGAGGAAAAUGUGCUAUAAAAAAAUAGAUUCUGAACCAAAGACUCCCAGUCCCCACAACAAUACCACUCUUCCACGGCCUGAUUAUGAUCCCCCCACCACCUCCACACAGGUAUUCUACAUAAGUGUUAGCGUCUGCUGCAUUGUCAUCUUCCUCGUGGCCAUCAUCCUGGCCAUCCUGCACCUUCACAGCAUGAAGAGAGUGGAGAUGGAGGACAGUGUGAGUGACAGUGGGAGCUCACAGGGCCUGUCUCAGCCAUCCACCCAGACCACACAGUACCUGAGGGCUGACACGCCAAACAACGCAGCCCCAGUCACCAACAAUCACCCUGGUUCUGCACCCAUUCUCCAGCUUGCUGCCUCCUCCUUCCAAAACCCUGGUGUUCCCCCUCAUGAAACUAAAAGUUACCCAUCUCUCCGCAUUGAGAAGAAUGACCUGAGGAGUGUUACUCUAAUGGAGGCCAAAGCUAAAGUUAAAGACAUUGCCAUCUCAAGGGAGAGAGUCACAUUACGGGAUGUCUUGCAUGAAGGCACGUUUGGCCGCAUCUUCCACGGUGUGCUCCUGGAUGAAAAGGACCCCAGUAAGGAAAAGCAGGUCUUUGUGAAGACAGUGAAAGAUCAUGCGUCUGAGGUGCAGGUGACCAUGAUGUUGACUGAGAGUUGCAAGCUGCGUGGACUUCAUCAUAGAAAUCUGUUACCCAUAAGCCACGUGUGUACGGAGGACGGGGAGAAGCCCAUGGUGCUGUUGCCUUUCAUGGCUUGGGGGAAUCUUAAGCUGUUCCUGCGGCAAUGCAAGCUAGCUGAGGCUAACAACCCACAGGCGAUCUCUCAGCAAGACUUGGUUUACAUGGCCAUCCAGACAGCGUGUGGAAUGAGCUACCUUGCUCGCAGGGAGGUCAUACACAAAGACCUCGCUACCAGGAACUGCGUCAUUGACGACAACAUGCAGGUGAAGAUUACAGAUAAUGCCCUUGCCCGAGACCUAUUUCCCAUGGACUACCACUGUCUGGGGGAUAAUGAGAACAGGCCAGUCCGCUGGAUGGCCCUGGAAAGCUUGCUCAACAACGACUUCUCUAGUGCGAGUGACGUGUGGGCCUUCGGAGUGACGCUUUGGGAACUGAUGACUCUGGGUCAGACCCCCUACGUCGAUAUCGACCCCUUUGAGAUGUCAGCCUACCUGAAGGAUGGUUACAGAAUAGCACAACCAAUCAACUGUCCAGAUGAACUGUUUGCAGUGAUGGCUUGUUGCUGGGCCCUGGACCCGGAGGAGAGGCCCAAGUUUCAGCAACUUGUUCAGUGUCUCACAGAGUUCCACGCAGCGUUGGGCGCUUACGUUUGAAAACAACUAUUUCAUUUGACCAACAACAGCAACACUAAAGGCUGGUGGACACUAUCCAUGAGGAAUACAUGAACAUGUGCCUUAUCAGAUGAAAGAGCAGACUAAAGGCUGAUGAUUUUAUUUUGUAAAAUUCUUUUGAAGUUUUUAUAUAGUUGAUUUUCCUUUUUACAGCAUAGCAGAGUAAAAGGAUUAUUUGUUGGAUAUUGUUUCAUAAGCUUUGAAAGCGUCUAGAAUUGGCAGUUAUUGUGCUCUUUCCGUGCAUUCCCACACAUUUUUGUGUCAUUUGACAAAUAUUUUUAAGAUUUGCCCCUCUAACAACCUGGUUUUAAAGACAGUAUUUUCUACAUUUUUGUAACUUAGUGAAGCAGUGAACAUUUUAGAUGUGAUGUGGAGGAGAGAGCUUUACAGCAGAAUGAUUUAGGUACCAAAGUAGACAAAAGGCCUUUAUGUGUAUACGCAGCCAUACUCUCCAACAUGCUGCUUGACUCUGCUACGGGGAGCUUGGUACAAGAGGCCUCCUGGAAACGAGAUGAUUUCUUAACAGGUGGUACACGGUUACCUCUGGAUGACACUAGAAACUGUGCCACAGAUGAGAUGAGACAUAUGGAUGCCAGAGCUCGUACAAGAUCAGCAUCGCAAAGCUACAUAUAUGACUUUGAUUUUUAAACAACAUCCAGGGUGUUUUGGAUACUUAAUAUUUGAAUGCCACCACCUUCUUUCUCAUUAGUACAUUUUUAUUUCCAGUAUUUAAAUUCACAACAGAAUGAUCAUUAUGUCUUUAUUUUAUAAGCUUGAUUGUUCUGCGUCAGAAUACAGCGCUUCACAGGAGUUUUUGACUGAGGUCUGUGAGUAACUAGAAGGCUAAUAAUCACUGUGAACACACAAAACCAGCUUGGUCUAAUCUUAUUCCUACACCUUUAACAAACCUUUGUGAUGUGUCUCUAUGGUCACUGCAUGUUGAGUUAAGGUUUUAAACUGCUUCCCAAUUUCAUAUCCACAAAUUAAAUGGGAUUUUUGAA